GAGCUGGGGGCCUGGGCGGUCGGCAGCAAGGCGACUGUCUCCACCGUAGCCGUCCCCUGACGACGUCCGGCCGCCGGCCGUCUCUCCAUGAGCGCCUCCGGCCCCGCAGCCGCCAGCCGACGCCCCAGCGCGGGGAUUUAGCCCGGAGGGCCGGCUUCGCGGGCCGAGGAAGCAGGAAGGGGAGAAGGAAGCGGGCCGAGCCCCCCCGGCCGUCGCGUCCCGUCCCGUCCCCGUCCCCGUCGCUCCGGCCGGGCUCGCGGCUCGCCAUGACCUCGCUGACCCAGCGCAGCUCGGGCCUGGUGCAGCGGCGCACCGAGGCCUCGCGCCACGCCGCCGACAAGGAGCGGGCGGCGGGCGGUGGCGGCGGCGGCGGCGGCGGCAGCGGCGGCGGCAGCAGCGGCGGGGAGGACGAGGCGCAGAGCCGCCGCGACGAGCAGGACGACGACGACAAGGGCGACUCCAAGGAGACGCGGCUCACGCUCAUGGAGGAGGUGCUGCUCCUGGGCCUCAAGGACCGAGAGGGUUAUACAUCAUUUUGGAAUGACUGUAUAUCAUCUGGAUUACGUGGCUGUAUGUUAAUUGAAUUAGCAUUGAGAGGAAGGUUACAACUAGAAGCUUGUGGAAUGAGACGGAAAAGUCUUUUAACAAGAAAGGUGAUCUGUAAGUCGGAUGCUCCAACGGGGGAUGUUCUUCUUGAUGAAGCUCUAAAGCAUGUUAAGGAGACUCAGCCUCCAGAAACAGUCCAGAACUGGAUUGAGCUACUUAGUGGUGAGACAUGGAAUCCCCUAAAACUGCAUUAUCAAUUACGAAAUGUACGGGAACGAUUAGCUAAGAACCUGGUAGAAAAGGGUGUACUGACAACGGAGAAACAGAACUUCCUUCUCUUUGACAUGACGACACAUCCUCUGACCAAUAACAACAUUAAGCAGCGCCUCAUCAAGAAGGUGCAAGAAGCUGUUCUUGACAAAUGGGUAAAUGACCCUCACCGCAUGGACAAGCGCUUGCUGGCCCUCAUUUACCUCGCCCAUGCUUCAGAUGUUCUGGAAAAUGCUUUUGCUCCUCUUCUGGACGAGCAAUAUGAUUUAGCCACCAAGAGAGUACGGCAACUUCUCGACUUAGACCCAGAAGCAGAGUGUCUGAAGGCCAACACCAACGAGGUUCUGUGGGCGGUGGUGGCGGCAUUCACCAAGUAACUGUCAGAAUGAAACAUUUCCUUUCUCAACUGUAAACCAGUAGUUUUUCUUCUACUGACUCCUGGUUUUCUGCAGUUUGUACUUUCCCAUACUCUGGUUUGCUUUUGUUUUAUGUAUGAAAUGGUGGGUGGCUAUUUCUUUUUUGUAUGUAUGCAGGAUUCUGCUGGUACGAGAAGCCUUCCUGUUAGUUUUUAACCAAUUGUACUGCCACAUUGGCAUUUCAUUCCCUGUUGCCAUCCUCACUGCUAAUCUGGUUUGGGUUUCUGGGAUACUUGAACUUUCCGAGUAGCUCCAGUCACCUCACAUGCACAGCUUUCGGAUGACCUCGGCUUGAGUUGCCCACAUGUGCAUACCUACCCAUCUGGCAUUCUGCCUACAGUUUAGAUAAGUCACAACAAGGCCUUCAACUCACCAAAGGUAAAUAUCUGUAUCUAUUAGGACAUUUUAUACAUAGAUCUCAGUUGAGAUGUAUACUUAGCAAAAUUAUUUUUAAAUUGAAACAGCACAUUAAAUACUUAAUAUAAAGUGCCCCUUGGAUGUUGCUUCCCAUGUAAAUCUAUUGUUUUAUUACACUUGUUAUAAUUUUAACUGUUAAAUCAUAAGGUCCAAUUGUUUCACAAAGUCAGUUUGGGAUGGGCUGCAUUCCAGUUGCGCUGUAUAUAGUUUGAAUUACAUAUAAAUUGCCCUUCUCUGGCCCAUGUCUUUAGUAUUUUUCAAAAUUAGUUUGUACACUUGGUGCCCCUCACUUGCUUCAGUCAUUGUUGUUAGAUGGCAAAACCGACCUCUUGUCGCUGAAGGAGGAAAAGGGCUGCGGGUGAUUGGUUAGUCCGCGUCUUUGAGCUGUGCCACUCACGGUACUUGGCCUUUGCAUAUCUUCGUGCACUUUUUUUUUCUUCCCAGUCUUAACUGUUUUCAUGAUUUCUGUAGGGGAGAGGCUGUGACCAGUACUAAUCUUGAGUACAGUUUAUUCUGUUUCUAUCCUCAGUUUGUCUUUCUGAAAUGUCAUUUAUCUUCUACUUUGUUGGGGAAAUAAAAUCUCAGUCGUAGCAGAUGCUGCAUGUAAAUGGUAGCGGAUAAUGACCGCAACACGGAUGAUGAAGACUUCAUGCCAGAGCGCUCUGCUGGGCUUCAAUUUUUAUAUACAAUUAUGAUAAUCAGCACAUUGUAAGACUCCGAGCCUUUGCUUUUUAAAGUUUAUUUUUACCCUUUAUUACUGCUUACUGCACCUUUGGUUCCAUAAUGUAAAUACUAUACAUUGAACAAAUUAAAUGUCAGAUUUUUUAUUACCAUAGUUCAUGUUAAUAGUGGGGCUUUCAGGUGUUUAGAAAUAUUUUUGGUUAACAUUUGAUGAAAAAAUACUAGAUGGCGUUAUAACUCUAGAAUUAAAUUUUAAGGGAUUCCCUAAUAUGUAUCCUAUCUUUUUAUCUGAAGUAAUAAACAUGAUCUUGAAAGUGCCUGAA
Jaculus jaculus (lesser Egyptian jerboa) is the source of this 2653-nucleotide messenger RNA. RefSeq names its product golgi phosphoprotein 3 (gene Golph3). Lineage: Eukaryota; Metazoa; Chordata; Mammalia; Rodentia; Dipodidae. The record is from RefSeq and is a predicted model, not a curated record. Gene Ontology annotation, molecular function: phosphatidylinositol-4-phosphate binding. The transcript has 4 exons. Gene Ontology annotation, cellular component: Golgi cisterna; trans-Golgi network; cytosol. Gene Ontology annotation, biological process: Golgi vesicle budding; Golgi organization; retrograde vesicle-mediated transport, Golgi to endoplasmic reticulum. The coding region runs from base 267 to 1193 and encodes 308 amino acids.